ACGAUUGUCAAAGAUCAGUCUUUUCCAAGCCAUGUCAGAAAGAAUCUACCUGAUUACAAAACGGUGAUCGAAGACCCUUCCUACGCAUCUCCACUCUUUGAAGGAAACAAGAGAGAGAGAAUGUUCGAUGUCGUGGGUUCAAUUUGCAUGAACAAGGACAAAUUUGCUAUCGACCAAGUGUUAAAUGUGAAUCCUCAAAUUGGCGACCUGUGCAUCACCCACGAUACAGGAGCGUAUGGGGGUUCGUCAAUGACUUUCAACUUUAAUGCCAAACUUCAACACGCCGAAAUCUUGCGUGUUGCUCCCAGUCGUUAUGAAAUGAUUCGUCGACCCCAAACGUACGAUGACCACUUUGCGACGAUGAUAUUUCCUUAACACACGGGCACGCCAGAAGGUGGGGAGGGAAGGAAUGCCUGCAAGGAGCUUUCCUUUCUCCUCCUCCUCGCGCGUCCCGAAUUCCCCCUUACCCUUUCUCAUUUAACGCCUGCCACGCAGGCUAUCGAAAAUGUAGAAUUCAACAAAAAAUAUAUGGCUCACCCAAUAGUAAUAAGCCCCUGAUGACAAAUUCCAAAAGCUGGGAACUCGAGACUUGACAAAUGUCCGGCAAAUGGCAAAGGUGGUGGUGGGGGAUAGGGGUUCUUGGAGCUGACCGAUAGAUUACAAUAUUCGCAGAAUUUUACCUGAAAAUUCUCUCCUGCUGAGUAAAAAUAUUAUCGAAAUACUGAACUCUCAAUAGAUAGCCGGAGAAUAAGUAUUGGCGGGACCCGCUUUAAAGUGCAAGUGACUAUCAUCACGUAAACAGAGGCGAGGCAAAGAUCGGAGUCGGGUGACGAUCACGGAUCACGUAUGUUUCAUAUCCCAUCACACUUCACGUAAAUACCAGCCUAGGUAUAAAUAAGCCGAGGCCUGGAGCGAGAUUUCUGGACGUUCUUUAGCCUGCGUAGCGGGCGCCAAUUUUUUUUAGGGCGAAGGAAGAAAUCUCGAAGAAAGUAUGCGCGGCCUGUAGUAAGAUAAUAGGGACCUUAAGAUACCCUGGACGCGGCGGUAAAGAGAACGGAGAAAGCCUGGAGCGAGGACGCCGCCACCUUCGCGGGAAAAACAAAUUAAGAUUGAGCAGGUUGGGUUGAGUGCUCGCCUGACGAGAGAGGAUAAAGUAAUGCUUUCGUGUUUUAAUUCCAUAAGUCGUGAAGUCUUGCUUGAUUGAUACCUUAACGAUCUUUUAUUGGAAGAAAAAUUUGUGCUGCCGGCUAUUACUCCAGUUUCUCUAAAAAAACAACCGAAUUUCUUCGAGGGAAACUUGAGGGUAUGAUCGGAGUUCAGUUUAUCAGCUAUUUGUUGCCAGACUUUUUCGCUUUUCGUUGUUCUAGAUCUUGCUUUAAAACGAUAUGAUACCGCUCCAUCGCUGAACUGACAGUGAACAAAAUAAAAUUAUAAAAGUGAAGUUAGAACCAUGGCGUCUUGUUCAAGAUCUCAAUUUUCUCCGAAAUGUUCAAGUUUGUUACGAGCCUAGAUUUUUUGUUUUUCAACAAUUUUUAUUCGACUUCUUGUCUCUUAAAGUUUUCAAAUACUAUCCCAAAGCGAGAACGUUGUCCCCUUAAAAACAAGCAGUUAUAGUGUUACAUUUGUGUCGAAAGACUCAGCACUUUCAUUCUCAGUUGCCGCCAAAACAAUGAACCCAAAAGGCUUGAUAGCAAAAUAAUAAGAGGCAAUCUUGAGAGAACACCUCACUAAAAACACUUAAAUGUGUCUCAUUAAGUAAAACGGAUCGAAAAUCCUGUACGAAAAGCAAUUUCUCCACUGAAAACAAGAAAACCAACUCACCGUUUUACGAGGCGGCCAAACUUCUAGUUUUCACCGUCGCGACUUCAGGUCGACGCUGUGGCAUUAUGCUAAUUAGUUCCAAGAAUUGAACAUUUCACUUCCGGUUGACGUCCUCCUCGGCCGCGUCCAUAGUAUCUUAAGGUCCCUAAUAUUACCGGCGCCUGCUAUGAAGGCUAGAAGUUCUUUGACACUGGGUCCGUAAUUCGGAAAACUCUAGGAGGAUCCGUUCGCUUGCCGAAGUUAACGAAAUGGAAAGACCAUAUUAUUAGAGAUACAAAAGGAAAAAAGAUUUGUCGGUUCCACACCUCCUAUUAAGUUUUUUUUCCUCUGUUGGGUAGAUUAUGAUCUACCCGGCACCCAGGGUAAUUAUGAUCUGGAAGGUUGCACAUUUUCACUGAGCUAUUGUGAUUUUAGCCGCUUGUUUCACACUGAGAUGACAUGGCACACAUAUCGAUUUACUGUGGUUUUUGCAUCUGGUUUGAAGGAUUUUCCCUCUAACGCAAGAGCAUCUUCUGUGACCUCAGUUUUUGAAGCGUAAAGCAUUUUAUUACAGCUGAAUAAGGGUUCUAAUUUUCUCCAAAGUGCCUUGUGGAUCUGAAUAACUAAGCGAUUUUGUUAGUCCGUGAAUGUAAAUAAAAAUGUUGUUUGUUUUUUUUUUUUUUGCAAUGUUGUAUCACGCUGGGCCCAUGCAGCUCAUGAGUUUUCUUUGCAGGAUGUUAAAUUAUCACGGUUAGUGAUUUACAGAUACAAAGUUAUAAGAAUUAAGUGCAGCUUCAACUGAAGCUGCAUAAACUAUGGAGAAAUGCAUUGUGACUCAGUAGACUCUAGCUUGGUUUUUUUCUAUAAAUGCGAAUCUUCUGACUGGAGCGCGUAUUCCCUUCCUCGAUAAUAGCUUUUGAAUAAGCUUUACAGUGUAUGAACUGUUUUGUUAAAUUGCCACUUUGUGAUCAGGCAAGACCAUGGUUACGGUUCUCCACGAACAAACCGGCGGCAUCUUUUUGCCACAAAAACAAAGUGCUUUUUUGCAUCCAACUGCAAGAUAACAUAAAAUAAACAUGGCCUUACAAAACCAGCACGUGAACGGCGCAACUGACUGUUGCAUCUUCCAAAGCACAGCACUAUUUGAAUUCGCUAUGCACUACACCAAACAGACCACCAUCAAGAAGCAAAUUUAUGUAGAUUUUAAAAAAAUUGUUUCCAAGGAUCAGAAAAUUGAAACUCACCUUCUUUUUUUAGAUGUUUUGCACCUUGUCCGGCAUUUCUUUGAGCUGAAAAAUUCUCGCGUUCGGUCGUUUUACCUCCCAAGAACGCACAAACGUUCAUCGGUGGGCAUUUUUUCUUCACACCCCUGAUUUCUCAUCGUCUUAAGUCACGGCUCUAGUAGUAUGGAAAAAAAGACACUUCUAGGCGCAGCAAAGAGCCUGGGAGCGACCUUCCCUCGUGUUUCUCCGCGUGGGCGCCAUUUUGCAAAUGUGGGUGACGUCAUCAUAUAUCCAGAUCUGGUUGUGGCCCGGACUGUUAACAAAUGUGAAUUUAGAGAAAAAUAUUGUGAAAUUCGAGCGAACUACGUAACUGCGCACUCUGUCUAUCUUCUCUCCAACAAUCCAGAGAUGUCACAACUGAUAUCUAUAUUUUUAAUGUUAAUGUUUUAAAUUCUUACAGUUACUAUCUAUUUGUCUUAUUUUUAUCUAUCUUAUUCAUCUUAUACAUUUAUUUAUUUAUUUCUUAUUUUCCGACAUCCGCCGUCCGCUAUCCGCUAUCCGCCAUCCGCCAUCCGCUGUCCGUUUCCUCGUUUUACAGACUCCUAACUUGAGGCGCUUUCCAAACCCAAGACCUGGCUGUGGCCGGACCAUGGCCGGACCGGUCAUUUUGACCUGAAAGAAAUAGGCUUUUCCAAAGGGUUUUGCUGAAAAACCGUAUCCUUCGCGCACCCUAUUUAGUACCUGAGUGAGAUAGCUGAAUAGUUUUGAUUAAAAGUGAAAUUUUUACUUACGACAAGAAGGAGCUGGCCGCUCACUUCUGACAAAUAGAAAGUACCCUUCAUCAUUUUUAAUCUGUGACCAUUUAGUUCGUUAACGGAGUUCAACUUUUACAACAUGCGUCUUCUUUUUUCAGCUUCUCACUUAAGCCGCGGGUAAGUGAGCUGUUUUAGCCAGGAAGAGCAGAGACCUACAGAAAACAUGGGAUCCUACCAAACAGAACCAGCAACGAAUGCAAUUAACAAUAUCAAACCGCUGCUUUGCAGUGAAGAAGAGCUGAGGCAAAUGGCUUCGAUCUUUCAAACUCCCUUUCAGCUCUAUGACAAGGAAUCAAUUUUAAAAGGCGCAAGAAUUUUCAAUGAAAGCUUCGCUUGGACUCGGUCACUUACUGGUAUGAGCUUCAAGAACCAUUUCGCGAUAAAAGCAACACCGACUCCAAAGAUUCUGAAAAUUCUCAAUGAAGAGUGUGGCAUGGGUAUGGACUGCUGUUCUUUAGGAGAACUUCUUCUCUGUGAGAAACUGGGAAUUAAAGGUGAAGAUAUCAUCUUCACUUCUAACGACACACAGUUCGAAGAAUAUAGGAAGGCCUUUGAACUUGGAGCCAUUAUCAACCUGGACGACUUUUCGCAGAUUGACAACCUCAAGAAGGCAUUGGGUGGUAUAAUGCCUGAAAUAGUGUCAUUCCGCUUUAACCCUGGUCCGCUCUGUACUCUGCCUAGUAACGAGGUGAUUGGUAACCCUGCCCAAGCAAAGUUUGGCCUCACGAAAGCUCAGCUUUUCUCAGCCUACAGGAAGUGCAAGGAAUAUGGCGUAAAGCGCUUUGGGUUGCACACCAUGAUCAAGUGCUACUGCCUUGAUGUCUUGGAGCUUGCAAAAAUUUCGCAGAUGAUGUUUCAGCUCGCAGUUGAAAUUUACCAGCAGACAGGUGUUAGCCUUGAAUUCGUCGACAUGGGCGGUGGGAUAGGCGUUAAGUAUCGCCCUGAACAACAAACCGUCAACUUGGGAGACCUGGGAAAUCGAGUGAAGGAUUUGUAUGAAGAAAUCGUGCUGCCCUGUCACGGUCUGCAUCCUUUACAGAUCAAGUACGAGUGUGGAGCACUGGUGACCGCUGAACAUGGUUGUCUUAUUUCACGAGUGAUCAACAUGAAAGACACGUACAAACGCUUUGUCGGUCUGGAUUCAUCUAUGGCUGAUCUCAUUUUUCAAGGGGAGUGCGAAGAUUAUCGUGAUAUCACGAUUGUCAAAGAUCAGUCUUUUCCAAGCCAUGUCAGAAAGAAUCUACCUGAUUACAAAACGGUGAUCGAAGACCCUUCCUACGCAUCUCCACUCUUUGAAGGAAACAAGAGAGAGAGAAUGUUCGAUGUCGUGGGUUCAAUUUGCAUGAACAAGGACAAAUUUGCUAUCGACCAAGUGUUAAAUGUGAAUCCUCAAAUUGGCGACCUGUGCAUCAUCCACGAUACAGGAGCGUAUGGGGGUUCGUCAAUGACUUUCAACUUUAAUGCCAAACUUCAACACGCCGAAAUCUUGCGUGUUGCUCCCAGUCGUUAUGAAAUGAUUCGUCGACCCCAAACGUACGAUGACCACUUUGCGACGAUGAUAUUUCCUUAA
Messenger RNA from Porites lobata, 5408 nucleotides. Lineage: Eukaryota; Metazoa; Cnidaria; Anthozoa; Scleractinia; Poritidae. The record is from the annotation of a GenBank genome assembly.